GCAGUGCGUAGGCGGUUGUCGUUGACUGACGUCGUGGCCAACAGCACGUGCUAACCGAGGCGGCGCGUGCAGCAAAAAGUAGUAGCAGAAGCUGUAGUGGCCCACAACAACAGCACAACAACGGCAUCAGCAGCCGAGCAGCCAGUUGAAAAGCUACACACGGAAUAUACAACACACAGCUCUAGUAUCACAACAACUAACGCUUUGGGCUAGGCAGAGAGAAGGGAGUGGGCGAGCGGGGAGAGAGUUUAACUUGAGUGAAAUUUAAAGCAGUUGAAGAAGAGGAAGCAGCAGGACAAUACACCAAUGCAGGCUAACUGUAAAAGUGUGUGAAAGCAUAGUGAGUGAGCAAGAGGAACGGGGAAAGGGAUAGAGGCUGAGAGUGAGUGAGUAGGAAUGACAAUGCGACAAUAAAUUAGCUGUAAACUGCACCUUGUUAUUUGCACCUGAAUCGAAAGUGGAUUAUAUAUUUUGCUAUAGUAUUAAUAACAACAACACACAAAAGGAGGCCAGAACAACCAGCCAGCCAGUAAUCAAAGUUAAUUUACCAACACAAGAAACGUAAACGUGAGUUCUAUUGACGCAAAUAAGAAGAAGAGGAAAAGCGGGCGAAUAAGUAGGCAACAGAAGAAUUAGGAGCAGCAACCGGAGGAGCAGGCAGCGCGCAAACAGGAUACUUAAAAUAUCAAGGCAAACACACACACACACAGAGACAUACACAAACAGGAGUACACACGCACACGCACUUGCCCGAAGGAGGUUCAUAUUUUUGGCGAAAAAACACAAAACCACCGCACGAAAUAAAUAAAAUAUAAACCCAACCACGUUGAGGUGUAUGGCCCAAAGGCAAGGCAAACAAACAGAGCUGAAAUCGAGGAGAAGAAGCAGCGAAACAUAAAGAUGCCAAAAUGCUGGACGGAGAUUGAUGCUGGCUGCCGAAGAACAGCACCCACUACAACAACCACAAGCACAGCAGCAGCAGCAGCAACAACUGCAAUAACAAUAAUAAGGCCGAGACAAACGACAAGCGAGAACAACAGCAACAAGAGCAACAACAGCAGCGACAACCGCCAAAUGUGAGCAGACAAGCGACACCAAUUGAGAUAUAUUGAUUUCGAAGUACGACGCGAUUAAGCCAUGAACGCACUCGAUAUGAAUAAACAAUUUCUGAGCGUCUCCCAGGACCAUCAGCAUCAGACCUCGGUGGCAGAUCAAAGGAGUCGCUCAAGAUCGGAACGCGCCUCCAGCCUGGCGCUGCCCCUCAAUUCGCUGCUGGACUUCUACGACAAGCAGCAGGAGCAGUGCAAGUCCGUCACCCUGCUGCCCUUGCCCAGCAACUCCGGCAGCAUCAGUGAGAGCAGCAGCCUCUCCAGCAGCAACAGCAUCGUGCGCCGACACUCCUCCCACUAUUAUCCCAUGCUCGAGGACAAGCAGAAGCCGUCGCAGCUGCCCCAGGCAGCCACCGAAAUGCUUGUAAACAUGACGGAGCAGAAAUAUUGCCAGUCAGCGCAUCAGGGUGCCUCCAUCGCGGGAGGAAGGCAGGUCCACCACCAGCAGCAGCACUUAGUGCGGGUGGACACCCCAGUGACGCCCCCACCUCCCAUUCCGCGGCGACUACUGCGCGGCAAGUCCGCCUGGCAGGCGUCGAGUCCACACCCACUUCCACUCUCGGCUGGCGGACAGGAUGGCGCCCACGGCACGGGCACGGGCACUGUGUUUGUUUAUCCGCAGCCAGAAAACGUGACCGCAGAGGCAGUGGUCCGAGGAUCGGGCGACGGACAGGGGGGCGGAGGUGCCGGGCUGCAAUCAGCACUGCUUGUUGACAUAGCCACACGUCCGGCGUCCGGAUAUGCGGAUGCCGAUGGGAUUUCCGAUGACGACCGCAUGAGUCUGGAGAACUCCGUGUUCGACGAGUCGCUAACCUCCACGCCCGUCAAGGUCGCCGGCUAUUUGGCCGGCCGCUAUGCCGGGCUGAGUCACAUGGCCAAGCGGGCGCAGCGUUCCUCCAGCAGCACCGUGGACUCCGCCUACGGCUCAUCGCUGGGCGGCCACAGUGAGCGGUUCGCUAGCAGCUCGACCAGCGUGGACUUUCGCAGUCGCUUCUCCUCGGUGGACACCCAGUCCUCGCUCGAUGAGAAGCCGCUGUCUAGCUCGAUUGACUCGCCGCUGGCCAGGGAUCCCAGGGAUGCGUACAGGGAACGUGCUGUGCUCAACGAUGCCAUGCAUAAGCUGAACAACAAUAACACCAGCCUGGGACUGGCCCUCUACUCGGCCAGCAAUAACAACAACGGCAGUAGCGUGGCAAGCGAUGGUUCCCAGCUACCAGUGGUUCCUGCCCGAAAGCAGCCGCCGCCAGUGAAGGGCAGCAGCAACAGCAGCAACUCAAUCGGCGAAACUCAGUCGCAGAGCUCCAAGGAACCAAGCAGCGUGUCGGCCUCGGCCUCCACUUCGUCCGCCGCCUCCGCAGGUUCCAGCACUAUAUCCAGCGGCACCAUGUCAUCUAUGUCAGGGCCAUGUCCAGCCGUUGUGCCGCCCACAGAUGCCAUUACCAAACGUCCAGGGCCGCCAGAGCCACCAUUACGGCAGGCCAACGUGUUUGAUCCAGUGGAGACGGGAUCGCGGGGUCACCCGCCACCUCCAUUGACUGUGCGGAACAAGCUCGGGCGCAAUAAACCGCCACCGAUAACGUAUCCUCGGAUGCAACAGCGCCAGGACUCCACGCUGUCCAGCGACAGCUACUCGAUCAGCUCCAGUCCGGGCUACAACUCCAAGCUUAUGGAAGCGCCACUGCUGGGUUCCCAGCAGGGGGGACGUAAGUCUAAUGCACCCGGCAGCGCACAGCGCCAGACUCCGCUCAUGGACUUGGCCCCCACCCGCUUUCUGGGCGGCGCCGGCGGAGGAACCGGAAGCGGAAAGCAGGGUCCUGCAAUGCCGCCACCGAGGAGUAAGAUCAACUUCCGGCAGGACUCGACCAUCUCCAGCGACAGCUUUAGCCAGACGUCCAGUCCGGGAUACAAUCCUAAGCUCAUGGAGGCGCCGCUGCUGCCCUCGUUGUCCGCCAAGCGGCUGUGCAGUGCGCCAGCCCCGAUCGUGUGCCGUCAGGGAGUUCAGCACGAGCCCAUCGAGGAACUAGAACCGCCGCAGACGAUCUCGCCGCUUCAUAAGGCGGCCGGCCAGCCCAGCAGCCUGCAGACGAUUGUCCGCUUUCAAAAUGGAGCACCGCACACCAUGUCCUUGCAGCAUCAGAUUAUUAACCGGCGCAAGAGCUCCAAUCCGUACAUCACAAACGGCCGCCUAAAGUUCCGCCUGUUCCAGAUUUUGAUCAACGCAUUCGCCCUGCUGGCUAUCGCCGGCGGUCUGGCUGCCUACUUUAAUGCGUAUCCGACUAUAAAGUUCGUGAACAAGACUAUCAUCAACACGAUCCACGUGGAGGACACCACAAGUUUUGGCAAGAAUCCAGCCCCAGGCACCUGCCUGCCCAUCAUAGUCCGGUUUUGUCAAGGUCCACAGAUUCCCUACAACUACACCGUGUUUCCCAACUAUAUCGGUCACUUUGGACAGCUGGAGACUCAAACGGACUUGGAUUCCUAUGAGGCCCUGGUGGAUGUGCGAUGUUACGAGCUCGUUUCCCUGUUUCUCUGCACACUUUUCGUGCCGAAGUGCGGACAGAGCGGGGCCACCGUGCCACCUUGCAAGACCCUCUGUACGGAGACGAUGCGCCGCUGUGGCUUCUUCUUCGACGUUUUCGGACUGAGUCUGCCCGAGUACCUGAACUGCAAACUCUUCAAGGACUUUCCGAGUUCCGAGGACUGCGUGGGUUUGGAUGAGGUUCGCGAGGUGAUGAGAGCCGCCACGCAUCCCAAGUGCGAUGGGUUCCAGUGCGACCAGAACCGUUGUCUGCCGCAGGAGUACGUGUGCGAUGGCCACCUGGACUGCAUGGACCAGGCAGACGAGGCCAAGUGCGAGCGUUGUGGACCGGACGAGAUCUACUGCGGCGACAGCCAGUGCAUUGGAACCAAGCACAUAUGCGACGGUAUCAUCGACUGUCCCUACGGCCAGGAUGAGCGCAACUGCUUGAGGCUAAGUGAGCGGAACGGCGAUGUGGGCACCGGUGUCCUGGAGGUCUAUCGCAUAGGCCAGCGGCAGUGGAUGCCCGCGUGUGUGAAGAACUGGGAUCGGGCAGUAUCGCCCAGCGCUGUGUGUUCCAUUCUGGGCUACUCGGCCGUGAAUGCCACCAGUGUCCUGACCCAACUUACUCACCGCCCACUGCUAGCCACGGUAAAUGUGUCCACAGAUAUAUGGAAAAUGUACGCCAAACGAAAGUCGACCUUGAUGCAGGAGUUUGCCAACUGCAAAAAGACAGAGGAUUAUCCAAUGGCCGAUCUAACGUGCUCCAAUUAUGAGUGCGGCCGAGUAAAGCGGGGUAGACACAAGCCAUCGAGACGCAUCAUUGGAGGAACCCAAGCCAGUCCCGGCAAUUGGCCAUUCCUGGCCGCAAUUUUGGGCGGUCCGGAGAAGAUUUUCUACUGCGCUGGCGUUCUAAUCUCGGAUCAAUGGGUGCUCACAGCCUCCCACUGCGUGGGAAAUUAUAGCGUGAUCGACUUGGAGGAUUGGACCAUUCAGCUGGGCGUGACGCGUCGCAACUCUUUCACCUACUCGGGUCAGAAGGUCAAGGUCAAGGCCGUAAUUCCGCAUCCGCAAUACAACAUGGCUAUUGCCCACGACAAUGACAUAGCCCUCUUCCAACUUGCCACGCGUGUUGCUUUCCAUGAACACCUAUUGCCCGUAUGUUUGCCGCCGCCAAGCGUGAGGAAUCUGCAUCCUGGCACCCUGUGCACCGUCAUCGGAUGGGGAAAGCGGGAGGACAAGGAUCCCAAAUCCACGUACGAGUACAUAGUCAACGAGGUGCAAGUGCCCAUCAUCACGCGUAAUCAGUGCGACGAAUGGCUGGACAACCUGACGGUGUCGGAGGGCAUGGUCUGUGCCGGGUUCGAUGACGGAGGCAAGGAUGCCUGUCAGGGUGAUUCGGGCGGUCCGCUGCUGUGUCCGUAUCCCGGGGAGAAGAAUCGCUGGUUUGUGGGCGGCAUAGUCUCCUGGGGCAUUAUGUGUGCGCAUCCCCGUCUGCCGGGCGUAUAUGCAAACGUGGUGCAAUAUGUGCCCUGGAUACAGGAGCAGAUCGCGAAGCAUUCGCGUCCCAUUAAAGAGGACCGCGUUAACAAGUAUGACCUGCAUCCCGGAGGACCCGAUAUACUAUCCAAAAUAGCCACUGACCCUAUGCGCGAGGGUGCACCACACCACUACACUCAUUCCAGGACGUCGUCCAAAAAUUAAUCCUGACCACGGCUUUAUGCCGUGACUCUUCUAUAAGAAGAGUCACCACAGUCGUCAGGUGAUUCUGGAACCGAGCAUAUCCAUGAAACAAUUGCACAAAUUACGAAAGUCAAACGGAACAGAUGGAUCCUGUAGGAUACAUACAUAUAUUUUGCUACUGAACUUAGGGUAUUAGCCAGCCGGCUAGCACCGAUUUGGGCAACAUAAUCAUGUGUCAAUUUGCCGAAUUUAUUUGUCAAUUUUUUUACAAAGAGAUUUUUAUGAACCUAAACCGCAGACAUUUUAUAACCCAGACAAACCGAAAAAGGGGGUGCAAACAUAUGUCAAUACAUAUUGCAAGAGCGAUUUAUAUAUUACCACGUAAAUGGAAAGUAACCGUUAUGUACCCAAAAUCUAAAUAAUUGAUAAUUGUGUCUAAAUACCCCGAAACCCAGAAUAUAAUUCAAUUUUGUAGCUGAAUUUUGUGUUGAAAAUGAACCCUGUAUUAUUAUAAGUACGAGUAUUACUCCACUGGAAAAAUUAUGAUAAUCGAAGAAGAAUUCAGAAAAAUAUUGUGAAGUAUAAAUAGUAGAAUCCCAGCUAUUGAGUGUUGAAAAUUAAUGCAGGAAAUAAGAAAAUCAAUUGUAGAAACUAAUGUAUAACUAUAACCAAACCAAAUCAAAGAAAACAAGGAAUCAUUGCUGAUCUUGGGCAUUUGAUGGACGUAGCAGUAGGCUCUUCUCCAAACCCAAAUAUGCUGUCUUACAACAACAAUGAAUCUAAAAAACAAUAAGAAAGUGUGCAGUUGACAAUAAUGAGAAAUGCACAAUAAGCAACUAAAUGCGAUUAGAUAUAAGCCAUGAAAAUAAUAACUACAAUGCGUGGGUUUCAGCUUUAAAGAACACAAACGAAUGGCAAGUCGUUUAGUCUGGCUAAAGUCAGAUCAAAAGGAUUAGGAUCAGGGGAUAAUAAGGAUCAUACUUAUACACCUAGCAUACGAAUCGACUAUUUACGCGGUGAACUACAGAAGGUACGAUAGUACUCGCUUCGAUAGUGGAUAUGUCAAUGUAACUUAAUAUUUAGAACUAUUUACACGCCAACGCCGCACCUCGUUUGUCACGCCCACUUAGACUGGCCGCUUGGGUCGAAGCUCGAGGUAUUGUCCCGAUUUAGAUCUCUACUCAUCCAUAAACCAGGUCUGGUAUCGUACGAUCUGGAAGAUACAAUGCUUGAGUGCUGACAUUCGUAGGCACAACUAUUUUGCAGAGGAAUCGCACGUAAUGAAUGUAAAAUACGCGUAACUAAAGACUCAAAAUCGGUUGUUUCAACACACAGAACACACACAAACACACCAGAGCUUCGCGAUGUGUACAGCUUUGAUAUUGUUUUCGAGUCGAAACCGGAACAUGAACCGGAAGUGGGUCGGAUUUCCGGUAGCUACAUGUUUUUGACUUAUCGUUUCUAGUUUCUAGCAAAAACCUGUUGAAAUGCUUUAGACAAGAGAUUGCAAAUGUAUAACCGAUCACUACUAGAUCUAGUUGGUCAUAUUAUGCCUACCAAUAUAUAUAUAUAUAUAUAUAUAUAUAUAUAUAUAUAUACAUAUAUGCAUGUUUUGUACAAUCAGUUUACAAGUGGAAAAGUAUUAUUAGUCUUAACGGGGGGUUAAAUGAAGCGCAUAUUACACAAGGCACACGAUGUUUUAGGCGGAACAUGAACACAAACCAAUAUGUAACUGAAAUAUAUACAAGAAAUAUACAUAUAACGGAUACAUAUAUUCUAUAUAUAUAUUGUAGUGCUAGCAAUUAAGCAGAUGUGAUGGUGUCUAAAUUUAUACAUGCAUAUUAUCAAGCGAAAGUGGAAAGCUUAGAUUAUACUCGAGACAAAUCUGUGGGCUGUUGUAGAUCGAGCAUACUAGCUAUAAUGACAGAGUACAGAUCCAGGACAAUACAAACUUAUAAAGAUAUACCCAUAUCAUAGAAACUAUGCUUACUUCAAUAUCGUGCAGUGCAUGAACACAAGCCCGAGUUUUCCUGAAACUCUCAGGGGUUUUACUACUAAGCUUCAAAUGCAUUGACGUGAAAUCACUGACGACUUCAGGACCACAUCGGAUGGAUAUAGUUUGUGCUUGAACUCAGGCAGGACUCCUUUGCUGUUGCUUUGGACAGUAAGCCACCACACCUUUCACCCUUUCAGUUUUCUGGGGUUCACUCUCCUUGUGCAUUUACGAUCAUUCGGAUCAUGGCGAGCUAUUUUUAUACACCCCAUGCUCCAGGCUACUAUCAAAACGCUUAGCUUUAUGUACAUUUAGUCUAAAUCGAAUACAACCCAUAUAUUAUAUAUAUUGUAGAUGUAAAAUGCUUAGCAUUGGCGAUCGGAGUGAGUGAAAUAAUUUACACGUGGCAUGAACUGCAGAAUAGAUAAUUACUAAGUACAAUACGCAAACAGUUGACACUCAAACUCAGAAUCGCACAAGCCCCACAUCCUAGUUGAAAUUCUGCGCUUAACGGGGAUCGUCCCCAAGGAUUCGAUUCAGUUUCGCAUGCUCCAUGUGCAUGGAGGGACACACUACACAAAGUACAUAAGAACAGGCCCUAUUAAACAAAGAACACAAGAAUUUGUAGCGAAAAGUUAUGUGUAAAAUGUAGCAAAAUCCAAAAACCAGAAGCUGAUAAACAAACUAGUUGAAUUUACAUGUGUCGCGCAUUAUAAAGAUGAAGCAUAGUAUAUGUACUCACGUAUCAGAAUAUUAUAUGUAAAUGUUUAAAGAUGAUAAUUUGAUGAAAAGCACUUGUUAUCUAUGCACAGACGGAACUUUGUGAAGAAUUUACAAUAACAACCUUUGACAAUAAAGACAAACUGAAUUUGUUUUCCUGUGAGCUAGACAAGCGCAUCGGAGGCAUUGAGAAUUUAUGAAAAGUUUUACAUUCAGAUCUUGAAGUUUUGACGCAAAUCGAACAAUAUUGUUGAACAUUUAUUUUUGAAAACUCAGAGAGUACCAAAACCAUGACAAUAAAGCCGGCAUUUGGCCAAUGUCCGACAAUAACUGGGAAAGUGCAGUAAACUAAAUGUAACUACAUAAAGUACACGCAGACACACGUAUAACCAACUAAAUGCUAAAAGCAACAUGUCAUACCAAACAUGAUAUAUACCUACAAACAUAUAUUAUAUAAAUGUUAAAAAAUAAAUGUAUAAAACCACAUAC
This is a messenger RNA of Drosophila melanogaster (fruit fly), 8512 nucleotides long. RefSeq names its product corin (gene Corin). Bases 1138 to 5331 code for a protein of 1397 amino acids. Gene Ontology annotation, molecular function: peptidase activity; hydrolase activity; serine-type endopeptidase activity. The record is from RefSeq and is marked reviewed. Gene Ontology annotation, biological process: proteolysis. Gene Ontology annotation, cellular component: plasma membrane; membrane. Lineage: Eukaryota; Metazoa; Arthropoda; Insecta; Diptera; Drosophilidae. The transcript is spliced from 14 exons.